Ziziphus jujuba (common jujube) is the source of this 1196-nucleotide messenger RNA. Its product is annotated as ethylene-responsive transcription factor SHINE 2. Gene Ontology annotation, biological process: regulation of DNA-templated transcription. Lineage: Eukaryota; Viridiplantae; Streptophyta; Magnoliopsida; Rosales; Rhamnaceae. The coding region runs from base 310 to 1005 and encodes 231 amino acids. The transcript is spliced from 2 exons. The record is from RefSeq and is a predicted model, not a curated record. Gene Ontology annotation, molecular function: DNA binding; DNA-binding transcription factor activity.
GUGUGGUACGUACAGUUAACAUGUGGAUCAUUUAAUAUUGAGUUGGUAUGAAGUGAAAGGAGUUUUGGACAUGGCUUUUUGGGAGCACUUUGAAGCAGGUGAAACUUUUAUUGCAGCAAACCCAGGUAGCAAUUAUUCAAACCAUGACUUUCCCGACCAAUCCACCGACAAUUCAUAUAAAUGUUCACCACUACUCCUUCAUUUCUAAUUACCCUCUUUAUUCACGCACCAAAAAAAAAAAAAAAAAAAAAAUCUCUCUAAACCCUCACCUUGUUUCUCUUUCUCUCUCUCUCUCUCUCAUAUCUGAUAAUGGUACAAUCAAAGAAGUUCAGAGGAGUCAGGCAACGCCAGUGGGGCUCCUGGGUGUCAGAAAUCCGCCACCCUUUACUGAAGAGGAGGGUAUGGCUCGGGACAUUUGAGACGGCAGAGGCGGCAGCUAGGGCAUAUGAUCAAGCAGCUAUAUUGAUGAACGGUCAAAAUGCCAAGACCAACUUUCCGGCCACCUCCGUAAAGAAUAAUGCCAAUCCCGUCGACGACGGUGAUCAAUCCCCGUUGUGUCCGAAAGCACUUUCGGAGCUGCUAAGUAUGAAGCUGAGAAGGUGCUGGAAAGACCCUUCUCCUUCUCUUACUUGUCUUAGAUUGGAUAAUGAUAAUUCUCAUAUUGGGGUUUGGCAAAAACGACCUGCCGGUUCACGAACCGGCUCCGAUUGGGUGAUGAGAAUUGAGUUUGGGAAGAAGAAGAAGACUGCUACGACAACCUCUAAAGGUGAUGAGGAGGAGGAGGAGGAGGAGGAUGAGGAGUUAUAUGGGUCAACGGCGUCGUUGAUUUCGUCAUCAGGCCGGUCUUCGCCGCCGAUCAGGGUCGUCGGUGACAGUGAAAGCGAAAACGGAAUAAUGGAGGUUGUCGAAGAAGACAAAAUUGCAAUGCAAAUGAUAGAAGAGCUAUUGAACUGGAACUGUCCAACUUCUGUACCUCCAAGUAAUAUCCAAGAAGAAGGGAAAUAAACUAAUUGAACCUCUUCUCUUUUAUCUGCAACUCCUUGAAACAGCAUGUUAAUAUACAUGCAAUGUGUGUGUGUGUAUAUAUAUAUAUAUAUAUAUGUAUACCUAGCUUCUUUUCUCUUUUACUGUUUUUGACUCUUUCAAAAUUUGUACUUAGAAAGGAAAUUAUGGAAAGGGCUUUUCAAGUUCUUGUA